AGAUAUGUAGAAUACCGUAUAUAAUUUUUUUUGCAGACUUAUCUAUUUGAAUAAAUAUUAGCUUAACAAUGACGUCUAUAGAUCCUACUGAUUAUGUAGAAGCCAGUGAAGGAAAUGGAUUAAGAUUUAAUGAUGAAAGGCAACAAGCCAAAUUUGAACUUGGAGUUUGUAUGGCAGUAUAUCAAUGGGAAGAAUUAAAUACUGCUGUUGAAAAUUCGUGGGGUGGAGCUAAUUCGGCUGAGAAGAGAGAUUGGAUAUCGGGAAUAGUUAUAGAAUUAUUUGAUGAAAAAGUUGUAGAUAUUCAAUUAAUAGAAGAAACUUUAUUAUAUGCUAUGGUUGAUGAAUUUGAUACUGAAGUUGAUAAUGAUUCAGCUUUAGAAAUUGGAGCAUUAAUCUUUAAAUUUUAUAAGGAUGUUUCCAUAGGGAAUUAUAAUGAUAUUGAUUUACUUUAUUCUAAAUGGCAAGAAAAGCAAUCUAAAGGUUCAUCUAAUAUUAAUAGAAUACAUAUAGAAGAAGAUCCCAAUAAUCCAGAUGUUUCUGAUAGUGAAGAAGAUGAAGAAGAUGAAGGUGAUAAUGAAGAUAUUCCUCAAUUACAACAAGAAGAUUCUAUGGAAGUAGAUACAGAACCAGUAGGUCCUAUUGUUGAUGAAGAUGGAUUUGAAUUAGUUCAAAAGAAAGGUAGAAGAGGUGGUCGUAGAUAGAUUUAAUGAGAAAAGUACAUAUAGUAUA
Scheffersomyces amazonensis is the source of this 729-nucleotide messenger RNA. RefSeq names its product Tsr2p (gene TSR2). Gene Ontology annotation, cellular component: nucleus. Gene Ontology annotation, biological process: maturation of SSU-rRNA from tricistronic rRNA transcript (SSU-rRNA, 5.8S rRNA, LSU-rRNA). NCBI's taxonomy places the organism in Eukaryota, Fungi, Ascomycota, Pichiomycetes, Serinales, Debaryomycetaceae. The record is from RefSeq and is a predicted model, not a curated record. Bases 69 to 701 code for a protein of 210 amino acids. The transcript has a single exon.